AUGAAAAUUUCCCCAUCAAACUUUUGUCAAACAAAUCCGCCAGCAAUGUUUCAAGUCAAUGAUACAACAAAACAUUUCGAAUCUUUGCAAGUAAAUGGACGAAAAAUUUUUAACUUAGCAGAAAAAUGGGAUGGUCCUCCACCUUCUAACGCUUGUGAACUGUUCAUAAAACGAAUACCAAAACAUUUUAAUGAAAAUUUCCUUUUGCCACAUUUUCAACGGUUCGGAAAAAUUUAUGAGUUUCGGUUAAUGAUGGAUUUUAAUGAAUUCAAUCGUGGCUAUGGAUUUGUUAAGUAUGCUAAUGAAGAAGAUGCAGCCAAAGCAUUAGAAGUCAUGAAUCAUUUUCUUAUUCAACCGCACAAAACACUUGAAGUGCAGCGCUCACUUGAUAAGUGUCGCUUAUUUGUUUCAAAUAUACCAAAAGAACUUUCUGAACAAGAACUUGAAUAUGAAUUUCGACAGAUGUUUCCGAAAAUUGAACGGGUCAUAACACAUAAACGUAUAAGUGAUAUGAAUCAAAAUCGAGGUUUCUUGUUUUUAGAUUUUCCGAAUCAUGAAGAAGCAUUGAUUGUAAAAAAGCAAACUACUCCAGGCCGUCUUCGAAAAUGGGGUAGAGACCUAAAAAUUGUAUGGGCAAAUCCUGAACAUGUAACAAAUCCGGAGCUACUCGAAAAUAUUAAAAGUUUAUUUAUACGGAACGUUGAUUUAUCUGUUAAAAACAAUGAACUUUACGCGGUUUUAAUGUUGUAUGUUAAAAGAACAGAAAUUGUAAAAAUAUCCAGAGUUAGGGAAUUUGCUUUUAUAGAGUUUACAUCCAGAGAUGCAGCGGAAAAAAUUUUACAUCAUGUUAAUGGUCAAUUGUUAAAAGGAUAUUCCCUUGUUGUUGAAUGGGCUUUGCCAUCAAAUUCAAAAUUAAAAAGUCACGAUUUCGAUGCAGUUUUAAGACUUAAAUGCAUUUCCAACUAUUGGAGUAUUCCAAUUAUCAUUUUUGGCAGAGCCUUCACAAGCCAUUUUCUUCAGUAUGUUGCUAUAAUAAUAAAGGAAAAAAACAUUAGUCGUGUGUUUUUUAUGGAAAUAAAUACAAAAGAGCUGACGGAUAUACAAUCUAGAGCAUGCGAAGUUGUUGUAGGUUUGAUCGAAAAAGCGGGAGAACUUCCAAAAUGCAAUUUUGUUUUAAAAGUCUAUAGUGACUCAGCAUACAUUGUUGGUUUUAUAACAAACUUGGAAAAGGUGCUAUUUGUCAAGGCAUACAACAUACUUACUGACUUAUUUUUGUAUUGGAAUGAAAUAAAAGAUUUGAGCGUGGCAGCGAAUAAUUUGUGUUACCAUGAUGAGAAUCAAAUAAUUUCUCUGUACAAUACAACACUUUCGUAUGAACGGAUAUUGCCAAUAUCGUUAUCACUACAGAAUCGAAUAUUCGGCUGUAUUGAUCCGCUUUAUAGGAAGAAACCUCCUUUAAGGCACAAUUUAAAUAAUGUCCAAAUUAUUUUAUGUUUAAUCCACAUUACAAGUCGCAACAAUACUGUAUUUCCUUACGAAGACGUUUUGUAUAAUUUUAUAGACACAGGGGACGAAAAUAAAAAUGUUUCGAUUCAAUAUAGUGGAAUUAGUUUAUUACCGCAAAACUUAAUUGAAACUCAGAAAGAUGAAAUUAUUAAAUUUGUAAUAUUUUCCCCAACAGCAGAAAAAUUGUAUAAUUAA
Condylostylus longicornis is the source of this 1701-nucleotide messenger RNA. RefSeq lists its product as uncharacterized. Gene Ontology annotation, molecular function: mRNA binding. The transcript is spliced from 6 exons. Gene Ontology annotation, cellular component: nucleus. The coding region runs from base 1 to 1701 and encodes 566 amino acids. The record is from RefSeq and is a predicted model, not a curated record. NCBI's taxonomy places the organism in Eukaryota, Metazoa, Arthropoda, Insecta, Diptera, Dolichopodidae.